AUGGCUGAUCUAGAAGCCCUGGUCCGUGUGAUCAUGAAUGCCACGGCCGCACAACAGAACCUCGCAGCCAUCCAACAGGAAACCAACCGGUUGCAGAACGAGCAGAUACAGGAAGCAAAGAAGGAAAGGGUAGCCAUUUUGCAACGGAUGGAAGAACUGGUGAGCACUCCGGCUCCCUCGGCGGCCACCGCUUCUAUACGGUCAACGCACGUACUGAAUAAAAUGACCAACGGCGAUGACAUUGAAGCAUAUCUCCUGGCCUUCGAAAGGACGGCAAUUAGAGAAGGCUGGCCACGGGUGCAGUGGGCCGUUUUAGGUUCUGUGAAGUCAGCUGAAAUAUUUUAUGGGAUUGAAGGUGGAAAUGUAAAGAUUGAUUGCCCAUAUCAACCUGAAUAUAACGAGAAUGAAAAGUACCUGUGUCAUACUCGCUGGAUACUAAAUAAUGCACUAAUCAGCAGUGGUGAGCCUGAGACUAAAGGGAGAUUCUCUCUGUAUGAUAACCGGUCAGCGAGAGUCUUCACUGUGACCAUCACAGAGCUGACACUAGAAGAUGCCGGGACAUAUUACUGUGGAAUUGAUAAUAAGAUAAAUGUGGAUGAAUACACUGAAGUGAAAGUGAUUGUCAAUAAAGCUCCGAAAACCCCCCCCACCACAACUCGUGCCACACGCUCAAGUACCAUCCCUUCCACCACUACUGUGAAGGGGAACACAGACAAUGGACAAACAAGGGAUUGUACAUCCAGCAGCCCUGCAGCUGACACACACUCAGAAGCAACAGCCAAGGCUGCAACUGAGGAGAAAAUCACUGAAAAGGCUCCAGUCGAAAGAGGUUGGUGUUUGAGAGAAUCCAAGGGACCAGCUUGAGUUCAAGGCUGCAGGACCACACAAGCACUUGGCAUUAGCUAUUUACUGGUACACAUCCCUUUUCAUCCUGUAACAGGGUCAAGAAUGCCCUGUUCAAAUUUAUUUUACACUUGUAUGUUAUUAUUUUUAUAAAAUUAUUGUGUGAUUUGAUUAGUGCACGCUUUGUGUUGUCUGACACUUUUUGAUAAUUGGCUUCUCCACCAGCUUCCCUAUGUUUGCCCUGUUGAGCACCUAGUAAUUGAAUUAUUGAUCAAUUUACCCACCUGAAUAUAAAUAACACAUGUUUUUACAAACGGGAUGGCCAUCCUGGGGUUUGUGUGUCUGUGCAGCAGUGGGAACGCAGUGUUUGGAGCGGGGAACGGCGAGUGAGAGAGACUGAAACGGACCAGUAAAUGGAGCAUCCCGACAACAAGUAUUGGGCUGAUGGUAUGCUGGUGUGGAGUAAUGAAAGCAAACGGCCCGAGUGUUUUUUUUAGCCUAUUUGGUAGUCGAUUGGAGUUUAAGAAGUGCACAGAAUAGGCUAUAUUGCGAUGCUGGUUUCUCUCUCGCUCUCUCUGUGUGUGUUCCCUCCCCUGCACUGACAUUGUGUGCGUGUGUGGUGUGGGUAUUUGGACUUUUGUACUGUGGUAUUGUUUUUAUUAUGACAGUUUUACCGUGUUUUGGAAUGUGUAUCUCCACUGUAUUGCUGGGUAGCAGCGUUGUUGUAUUUGCUGUUUAAUCCAUGACCUCAUUCAUGUGAACCUUGUUUAACUGCUUGAAAUCUUGCUACCUGUUAAUAGGUGAAUGGAAUUGUUGUUUUAUUAUCAGUACCAUUUGAAACUAGGUGUUGCUAUUGUAAGCUUACAAUAAACAAAUGCUUGUUAAAA
Messenger RNA from Acipenser ruthenus (sterlet), 1730 nucleotides. Its product is annotated as CMRF35-like molecule 8. The coding region runs from base 1 to 864 and encodes 287 amino acids. The transcript has 5 exons. The record is from RefSeq and is a predicted model, not a curated record. NCBI's taxonomy places the organism in Eukaryota, Metazoa, Chordata, Actinopteri, Acipenseriformes, Acipenseridae.